AUUUGACAGUUUCGGCAUUUUUCUUUAUUUAUAACAUUCGUGUAUAAUAAACCAAGUUAGUUUUUCAGAGCGUAAAUAAUAUAAUUUCAUAUAAAUCGGUGUAUAAUAAGCCUAAACCUGGAUAGAAUGGAGAAACUGAACUCCACGCUGGGCGCAGUGAGAUCACUGCGUUCAAGCGUCCGUCAAUGCUUUGAGCAAUUGGCUGAUGGCACUAACGCCGAAUUGGCUGAAGACAGCCGCACAAAGUUUCUCCUAAAGUUUCAGGAGAACUUUAAUAACAUGAAUGCACAACUGAGGGAAGUUGAAGGUCUAAUUAAUGGUUUACAAGCUCCACAAACACCGUACUGCUUGGGUCAAACUACUUACCUUGCGCAAGAAACUGCUCCAGAGCGUCAGGCAUUGUAUUCACAACUCGUGAAUAGUUACAAAUGGAUUGACAAAGUGCAUGACCAUAGCUUUUUAGCAUUUAACAAUUUGAAUCAAAACAAUCUUAGACGCUCAUACGUAUAUUGUUCCCAGAAACGUGUGCGCAUACCAUUCACAUCUUGUAAUAAUACCGACCCAGAUCAUACAGACAAGUUACUGAGCGAAAUCAACCUACCACUUACAAGUUAUCAAGUGUGUCGACCUUUUGGCUCUAAUGUUGUUGUAAUUGUUACAAUAAGUCGUGUGCUCAAGGCAGCGAUAGUCUGCAAGGGUGUGCUAAUCGAAUGGGUUACAGUUAAGGGAUUUGACGAAACACUUGAUCCAGAUGAUUUAUGGGCCGAAUCGCGUUACGAAGUAUUCCGAAAAGUUCAAGAACAUACACAUAUUGCAAUGUUGCACUUCUUCUCGCCUACACUACCCGACCUAGCUAUAAAAAGCUAUAUGACUUGGCUACACAGUUACAGUAAGUUGUUUUUAGAGGCUUGCAAAAGAUGUGGAAAAUUCGUGUCAAAUGGGCUACCACCGACUUGGCGUGACUUGCGUACACUUGAGCCGUUCCACGAGGAGUGCCGCAAUUGUUAAAUUACUAGAUAUUAA
Zeugodacus cucurbitae (melon fly) is the source of this 1023-nucleotide messenger RNA. It is a transcript of the gene MED27, whose product is annotated as mediator of RNA polymerase II transcription subunit 27. Gene Ontology annotation, biological process: regulation of transcription by RNA polymerase II. The record is from RefSeq and is a predicted model, not a curated record. Gene Ontology annotation, cellular component: mediator complex. The transcript is spliced from 5 exons. Lineage: Eukaryota; Metazoa; Arthropoda; Insecta; Diptera; Tephritidae. Gene Ontology annotation, molecular function: transcription coactivator activity. Bases 127 to 1008 code for a protein of 293 amino acids.